This is a messenger RNA of Talaromyces stipitatus ATCC 10500, 1040 nucleotides long. RefSeq lists its product as uncharacterized. Lineage: Eukaryota; Fungi; Ascomycota; Eurotiomycetes; Eurotiales; Trichocomaceae. The record is from RefSeq and is a predicted model, not a curated record. The transcript has 2 exons. Bases 197 to 982 code for a protein of 261 amino acids.
AAGGCUACCUGUGAUUGUCCAUACAGCGUCACAACGUCGACUCCCCGGUACCUGACUGUUGACGCCGGAAAACAUCCGGGCCCCACCAACAACAGUCGAGCUUCUUCAACAUACUCGAUCUACUGAGAAAUAAGACAACCAUCUUCGCAACAGAUUGGCAAUUUAUCAACUGACGGGUGCCAACCCGGUCGCAGCGAUGAAACAAUCUAUACUGUCCCUUGCGACACUGUUCAUAUCCUCAUCGUGGUGUUUAGAACCAGAGCUCGCGCCAUUCACCCACCCAGCCACAGCUGCUUCUACCGCACUCCCAGAAUUUGCUCACGAUUUUGAGUUCUUUAAACGUGACGGCAACUGUCCCGCCAAUUACAAUACCUGCUCAAACGAAGGCAACUCAGGGAUAUGUUGCAGAUCGGGAACGACAUGCACGGUAGACGGAGCAAAUAACUACGCUUGCUGCCCGACAGGAGCAAAAUGCACAGGCACACUCGGUGCGACUGCUACUGGUGGUAAUGGCAAUUCAGGCUCUGCAACUACGAGUGGUUUCAUGUUUCCUCAAGGCACGACAUCGACAACGGCGUCGAGAGCGACCAUAACGGGAUCAACGAUACCAGGUGCAGCAUUCCCUUUUGUGUAUAUCCCGACGACUUUCAGCAACGCCGCGAGUUGCAACGAGUACAGCAGCUGUAUUGCCUCGCUCGGUGGGCAAUAUGGAGUGACUAUAGUGGGCGGUGGUGGAGGGGGAGUAACGGUUCAAGGCAAUACGGCGGCACCAUCUGCUUCCGCCGCGGUGUCGACCUGCUCGAGUCUGAGUCGGCAAGCUUGUUAUGGAUUGCAGGAAUCGUACUGUACCGCAUUUGGCACGUCGGGUGGGACAACAACCGGUGGUCAGUUUGUUGCAGGGAAUUAUGCGCCAACUCGGAAGUCGAGUCUUCAUGAGAUCUUACUUGCUGCGGCAGCUGGGGUUGUGGGAAUGUUUAUAUGAGCUUAUGAUGAUGAUCAUCGGGCAAUUGAGUGAUGCUUUCUUGAAUCUGUCUCUUCUU